Molecule: messenger RNA, 1200 nt
Organism: Drosophila innubila
Lineage: Eukaryota; Metazoa; Arthropoda; Insecta; Diptera; Drosophilidae
Gene: Dh44
Exons: 5
Coding region: 352-1200 (282 amino acids)
Cellular component (GO): extracellular region
Molecular function (GO): hormone activity
Source: RefSeq, a predicted model, not a curated record
GAUUUCAACAACGAACACUGUGCAAAAGAACAUUCUUCAAACUCAAAAUAUUCAAAUUUUUCGAUCUAAUUUCGUUUGAUUGCCGUUGUCGCGCGUGAACUCAUAAAAAAAAUUGUCCAAUUUAACAGCCCAUUACGAAAUCUUGAGAGCCAUAAAUAUUUUCCCAGUGCUAAGAUCAAAAGGAAUUUUCUCGGUAAUUACCAAUUGAUAACGUGAUUCGGUUUUGUGUGAGAAAUUGUUUAAAAGUCUACGUCAAGAACGUGACUUAACAUUAAAAUUUGAUUUCAUUUAACACAUAUUUAGACCAGAGACUUGAAUUGUGUGGAUUUAUUUAUAUUAAAAAAAAUCUGAAUGAUGAAAGCCACAGCGUGGUUUUGCCCGGUGUUAUUGACUUUACUCAGCGCUACGAGGCUCGUUUGUACUGCACAAAGGGGUGUUGCAGCUGCGACUGGAGCAGGCGGAGGCGCCACAGCUGCCGGCGCAGGCUAUGCCAACGGAUAUCCUCUGGACUAUCUGGAUUCACCGGCCAUACAGGAUGAGUUUUCGUUCGUGAAGCGGAAUAAACCGUCAUUGUCCAUUGUCAAUCCGUUGGAUGUGCUGCGCCAGCGGCUGCUACUGGAAAUCGCGCGCAGGCAGAUGAAAGAGAACACUCGACAGGUGGAAUUGAAUCGUGCCAUACUAAAGAACGUGGGUAAACGAGUGUUUCUUCAACCGUCGACCUGGGCCAACAGUCGCUACCGGCAGCAACAGGAGGAGGAACGGCCUUCGUCACGGUUUUUCGAUUUUCUACAACGGCCUGAAGCACAAGGAAAAGAGCAACCAACAUCACAACAGCUGCUCGACGAUGCCAACAAAUCCCUCAACACUGGCGCCCUCGGGUUCAGUCUAGGAGGGAGCGGUGGCGGUGGUGGGGGCGUGGUCAAACAUCAGCAGCCAGGCGGAAAUGAAAUCGCACAUGAAACAAAUCAUGAAAACGGUAGUCGCAAGGCAUUGCCUCUUGGCAAAAGCGCAACAGGAGAUGUGGAUAAUGUGGACAACGAUGGCGAGGACCAAGACGAUAUGCUGGAUGAUCUUAAAUAUAACUGGGCCAACGAGCAGUCUGACGAUAUGGACAUACCCAUAUUUGCAAAUAAUGCAAAUGCACGACUCCCCUGGCAUCUAAUCUAUCGCAUGCAUAAAAAUCCGCACUAUGCUAAUUAA